Messenger RNA from Daktulosphaira vitifoliae (grape phylloxera), 2034 nucleotides. RefSeq lists its product as uncharacterized. The coding region runs from base 1 to 1971 and encodes 656 amino acids. The record is from RefSeq and is a predicted model, not a curated record. The transcript is spliced from 4 exons. NCBI's taxonomy places the organism in Eukaryota, Metazoa, Arthropoda, Insecta, Hemiptera, Phylloxeridae.
AUGAUUGACGCCACCUUGAUAGAUAGUGAAUUACCGACACUUAUAUCGACAGAAGAUAUUACUACUCAAAGCUCAAUAUUAUCUUCUGAGAUAUAUCCUCAGAUCAACACUAAAGCUCAGUUUAUUGUGUCUGAAACGCAAACGGAUGAAUCAUCAUUCAAUUCAACUACAAAUUGCAAUAAACCUAUUGCUUUAACAGAGGGAACCACUCGAGUUAUAUCAUCAAAUUUCAAUGAACAAGUUAUUCACGUCGAUGAGCUCACCCAGACUAACACUGCCGUUGAAUUUAAUGUAUCAGAUACGCAAAUUUCAAUUGUCGUCCAUGCAAAGAUUGCUACACGGAACUCUCUAUUAUCAUGCGAACAAUGUACACAAACCAACGAAUUAUCUACAGUUAAUGAGUCUGUUACCCAAACAGAUGAAUCGACAUUAAAUGUCGUAUACACAGAGACCGGUACACAGAGUUCUGUGUUAUCAAGCGAACAAUGUACACAAACCAACGAAUUAUCUAUAGUUAAUGAGUCUGUUACCCAAACAGAUGAAUCGACAUUAAAUGUCGUAUACACAGAGACCGGUACACAGAGUUCUGUGUUAUCAAGCGAACAAUGUACACAGAUCAACUCUAUUGCCGAGGGAAUCGAGUGCAUCACCCAAACAGAUGAAUCGACAUUAAAUGUCGUAUACACAGAGACCGGUACACAGAGUUCUGUGUUAUUAAGCGAACAAUGUACACAGAUCAACUCUAUUGCCGAGGGAAUCGAGUGCGUCACCCAAACAGAUGAAUCGACAUUAAAUGUCGUAUACACAGAGACUGGUACACAGAGUUCUAUGUUAUCAUGCGAACAAUGUACACAAACCAACGAAUUAUCUACAGUUAAUGAGUCUGUUACCCAAACAGAUGAAUCGACAUUAAAUGUCGUAUACACAGAGACUGGUACACAGAGUUCUAUGUUAUCAAGCGAACAAUGUACACAAACCAACGAAUUAUCUACAGUUAAUGAGUCUGUUACCCAAACAGAUGAAUCGACAUUAAAUGUCGUAUACACAGAGACCGGUACACAGAGUUCUGUGUUAUCAAGCGAACAAUGUACACAGAUCAACUCCAUUGCCGAGGGAAUCGAGAGCGUCACCCAAACAGAUGUAUCUUCAUUAAAUGUCGUAUACACAGAGACCGGUACACAGAGUUCUGUGUUAUCAAGCGAACAAUGUACACAGAUCAACUCCAUUGCCGAGGGAAUCGAGUGCAUCACCCAAACAGAUGAAUCGACAUUAAAUGUCGUAUACACAGAGACCGGUACACAGAGUUCUGUGUUAUCAAGCGAACAAUGUACACAGCUCAACUCCAUUGCAGAAAUAAUUGAGUCUGUUACGCAAAUGAAUGAAUUACCUUUGGAUUUAACUGUAAAUUACAAGUCUACAGGGACUCAGUGUUCUUUAUUGUCAUCUGUUAAAAGUUCUCUUUUGGAAACUGUAGAUGUCCUUGAAAAAAGCGAAGUGCAAACUUGUUACAAUAAUCAGGUUUAUAGACCAAAAAUUUAUAGUCUGCGGUGGGAUUUACCUGAACGAAAGCUAAUAAUUAAUCUAGUCUAUGCUUUCAAAGUGCUUCGUUUUUCAAAAGAUUAUUUUUAUAUGGCAAAUGUUAAUGAUGAGCAUGAAAUGAGUAUUUUAAAAAAUAAAAUGAAUCUGUUUUACACUCUAAAUGAUACAGAUAUACAGUUCUAUAAACCACAAUAUGAUGAGCUUUGUGCCAUUACAUACGGUAACGGUAAAUGGUUUAGGGGUAUUUGUGACCUGGUCGAAAAUGAAGUCGAUGUGGAUGAUGUUUAUAAUGUUUAUUUACUUGAUUUAGGGAAACAUGUAAAAGUAAAAUCUGGUAACAUCCGUAAAUUACAGCCGGCCUUUAUGAAAUAUGCACCCCUGGCAAUUAAAUUUUUUUUAUUAAGUGCGAUGACCUAUUAUAAUUUAACUUAAAAAAAAAUUUAAAAUUUUGUAAUUUUUUAGGUUUCAAGUUCAAUGUUGAGAGACAGAAUACUU